This is a messenger RNA of Pseudogymnoascus verrucosus, 1988 nucleotides long. RefSeq lists its product as uncharacterized. Gene Ontology annotation, cellular component: 90S preribosome; nucleus. The record is from RefSeq and is a predicted model, not a curated record. Gene Ontology annotation, biological process: maturation of SSU-rRNA. The coding region runs from base 72 to 1493 and encodes 473 amino acids. The transcript is spliced from 2 exons. Lineage: Eukaryota; Fungi; Ascomycota; Leotiomycetes; Thelebolales; Thelebolaceae.
CGAUAGCUCUUUCCACUCUCAGUCCCGCCCUCAUAAUUAAAAUCCGCUGCCGGUUCGACCCGCCAUUCGCUAUGUUGAAACGGAAGCGCGAGAGCAAUCCCAGGGGCCCCGGAGGAGGGGGCGCCGAAGCGAUGGGUCAGCGCAGGGGAGAGGUGGAGGAGAAGCUGGUGCAUGGGAAGAAGAUGCUUAAUCGGGCGCUGAAGACGGCGAAGGGGUUUGAGUGGCAGAAAUUGGUGAAGCGGAUUACGAAUGCGAAAGCGGAGGGUGGCGAUUCUGAAGCGCAAGUUGCUAGGCUGGAAAGGGAGCUUAAAGUGCUUAAGGAUCUCGAGAUGCAGGCGCUGGCGGAUGCGCAUGUGCAUAAGACGCUGUUGAAGUCGAAAACGAUCGCGGAGUCGGGGUUACUGCCGGAUUAUGUGAAGCCGCCGGUGCGAAAGACUGGCUCAGAAGAGGAUAUACUGGCUAUGGAUAAUGUGACGGCGAGGCUAUAUAAUACGAAGCCGGUGAAGGAGAAUAUGACCCAUAUCAUGACGAGCAUUUAUGCGGUUACGGGAAUACCGAACCCAGCGAAUAAGCCGAAGUUAAAAGGGAAGGAGGCAAAGGAACCGCCAGCAAAGAAGUCGAAGGGAGACGACAAGGAGGGGGCCACGAGCAAGAGCAAAGAGAAGCUGGUGGCUGAUAAGAAGGAGGAGAAGGGGGUAGAGCCGGCUUGGGAGGGGUUCGAUUCCGGAUCUGAGUCUGAUGGAGAAUCAAUCGACUUCUCAAAGUACGAAGGGCGAUUGGGUGGGUCGUCGGACGAUGAGAGCGACUCCGAUAGCGCGGAAGAGCUGAAGAGGCCGGCAAAGCCGGUGAAGAGAACAAUCAAGUCAAGAGGGAUUUCGGUGUCAGUGUCGGGAUCGGAUGACGAAGGUGAACCAGAGGAAUGGGUUCUAUCAGACGAAGAAGAGGAUUCAGAUGAAGAUGACGACGAUAAUGUGAUAGAGCGAUCUCACUCCCCACCUACGCGAGAGAAGAAGAAGCAACGCGAGCCACCGAAGCCGUUAAAGCCUGGAUCACAAUUCCUACCCACGUUAAUGGGCGGCUAUUGGUCUGGGUCUGAGGAGGAGGCUACCGAUGUAGAGGAUGAGGUGGCGCCAGCUCCGAGAAAGAACAGACCGGGCCAGCAAGCGCGCCGUGCUAUUUGGGAGAAGAAGUUUGGCAAGGGAGCGAAUCAUGUUAAAAAUGCGCCGCCACCGAAGGAGAAGGAUGUCGUGUGGGAUGCUAAGCUCGGCGCGGUAUCCUCUGAGGGGUCUGGUAGAGGAAGAGGUAGAGGUGGAUUCACUCGGAAUAAGUCCCAGGUUACAGGCGAGAACGCUUCGGAGCUUGGGCCGAGGAAAUCACGAGGAGUGGGGAGGAAGGACGAUGUCGGGGUCUUGCAUCCCAGUUGGCAAGCAGCGAAGAAGGCGAAGGAAGAGAAAAAGGCAGCCAAGUUCGAGGGCAAGAAGGUCGUCUUCUAGAGAAGUUGUUGAGAAUAUAUUAUUAUCAUUUCAUCUCCUCCUGUUCCUAGCCCGCCAUUGGAUUAUCCCGUGGUGAGGGCGAUCAGGCAUAACACGUGAACUACUAGAUGAACUGCCGGUCCACCCAAACUGGUCCGCAAAGCGGACUCAUUGCGGAUAAGACGAGACAUGGCCCGCAACGCUGGGCCUAGGUGGUAGAUCCCUAGAGCACAUGCGACGCGCUGGCUCACCUUAUUGAUGGGCCGUAGCAGGAAGACCAAAGCUAUAAGAUUGGUGCAUAUGAGGAGUAGUGCGUAUUGUCGAACUAAGGCUUCGGCGAAGGGAGAGGCGGUAGCGAGUUGGAGUUCCUGCGAUGGAUUGACGAAGAAGUUGAGUGCUGCGGGAGUCUCGACGAGAAUAUGCACUCCGAAAGCGAUGUGGAGGAAGGCGAUCAUGGCCUGACAUCCGCACAUAAAUCGUGGCAGUCGUUCAAAUCGCAGCACAACAAUAAGUACU